Molecule: messenger RNA, 1431 nt
Organism: Mytilus trossulus (common blue mussel)
Lineage: Eukaryota; Metazoa; Mollusca; Bivalvia; Mytilida; Mytilidae
Exons: 3
Coding region: 162-905 (247 amino acids)
Molecular function (GO): nucleic acid binding; zinc ion binding
Source: RefSeq, a predicted model, not a curated record
GUCAGGCGUAUGAAUUUUCCAGUUCAGGUAGCGGGCUAAUUGUAAUAACAAUAGAGUAAGAAGUUCCGUUAGUAUUUAAAGUCGUGCGUGCACGAGAAAAGUUAUCGACAAGGGUGGAGACCAUCUGACGAGUAGUGUAUUUGUGUAUAGGAAGAUUUGAAAUGUCCGACACUGAAGUAUCCAUACCAAGUAAGGAGUCCCUUGAACCAGAUAAGAUUUCCGACGAAGACGUUAGUAAUGCCGAUUUGUUUUCUUUGUUCACGACCUACAUGAACAGCAAGUUGGCAGGUAUUGAGAGAAACUUGGACGACAAGACCCACAGCCUUGCUAAGAAGGUGAAGAAAGUCGAAACCACGUUCCGUUUUAAAGGGAACCAAAUACAGUUUGAGUUAAAUUCUGACAUUAUAGACAGUAUUGACAGAGCCGUAGAAUACAUUGACAGUAAGAGGCCCGCUAGAGCUACGAAGCUUCUUGAAGAGUCCAGUAAAGUACUUAAAAUGCGUAACAAGCUGAUCCGGAUAGCCGAUAAGUCGGAGGGUGGCUGGAACACAGUGCAGGAGUAUUUAUCAGACGACGUUGCCAGUAACUCUGAGGAUGAAAAACGUAUUAGAGCGGCGGAAACUAGAGCAGUUAGGAAAAUUAAGACGACAAAGACAGAGAAAAAACAAGGCCGUAAAAGACCCGCUGAAGCAGCAGGAGCACCCAGUCAAGGUACACAUAAUGGCGGCAGCUUUAUUCCUACUAUUUCUACACAACAGCCCUUUCGUGGCAGCCACGGCCAAGCUGGCCCGAGUAGACAGGCCAAGGCCGGAGACAUGUGCUAUUCAUGUGCCAACUUUGGGCACUGGGCUAGAGAUUGCCGAGCUAAGGACAAAAAAUCUGGAUACAGAGGAGGUGCCGUUUAAAGAGUAUGGACCACACAGUGACAUUUUUCAGAAAACGUUCGUCACUGGACAUGGUAUUAUUUGGUCAUCGGACUAUGUUUGUACAGAUGUACUUUGUCACCGGACCUACACUGGAAGUGUACUUGCCUACUUGGUCACUGGACCCCUGAGAAGUAUUUUAUUUGGUCAUUGGACCUUUUUUGUGUUCACCACUGGGUGAUAGUUGGUCACUGGGCCACAUCUGGCCAUUAGAGAUCGUAUGUUAAUUGAAUGAACUGAUGCCAUUGUGUAUUAUUUGAAUGAACUGAUACCAUAGUGGUGAAAACUAUUUGAGGACAUUUGUCUUGUGUUUUAUUUGUUUAAUAAAUUAUGAAGAUGGUCACCGCACCUGACAGUCUCUAUAAUGGUGUUUUUCUUUAUUAAUACAGAAACAAUUUCACAGCUAAUAAUUGAUACAUACGUAUUAUUUAUUCGUAGUUGGUAUUAGGUUGUCGUUGGAAAAUAAGGAGCCUAGAGUAUAUAAAUAAUUUAUUUUCGGUUGAACAGA